This is a messenger RNA of Oncorhynchus kisutch (coho salmon), 5495 nucleotides long. RefSeq lists its product as uncharacterized. Bases 491 to 4645 code for a protein of 1384 amino acids. Gene Ontology annotation, molecular function: microtubule motor activity; ATP binding; microtubule binding. The transcript has 22 exons. Gene Ontology annotation, biological process: microtubule-based movement. The record is from RefSeq and is a predicted model, not a curated record. NCBI's taxonomy places the organism in Eukaryota, Metazoa, Chordata, Actinopteri, Salmoniformes, Salmonidae.
GCGAUACAUUUAACUAGCUACAAAUACAAGCAAGUGAACAUCAUGCCUAAGGGAAUAGGAACAGUUAGACCCACCAAAAUCACUGACGUGUAUUUAGUUUCCUCAUCUUUCGUGCCGACUACGAUAUCGUUGGGUUUCAUCUGACCUGAAGAUAUAUCAUUUGCAUUGGCGUUGUUUGGUGUGUUUCUAUAUUUUAUUGUUGUUGUCUGUGUUUUUUUGGGAUCGUCGCCCAGAGGUUUCUGCAGCCGGUGGUUCUUCUGAGAAGUCGUUUUGUCCAGCUCGGGUAGUGACAUUCUGUAUCGGAUUCAAUGUGUAUCGUUACGUUGAUCCCUUUUUUUGUGUUUUUUUUUGCGAAGUUUGGAAGCAUAUUUUUGAACGGAGGUUGUGAUAAUUUGUGAAUGUAUUAGAUGUUUCUAAACUCACUGCAAGCACUUUCCCGUUUUAUUUGUGCCGCCAUCGUUGUGUUGAAAACCCCUCUGUACGUCGCAUCAUGGGGAACGUCAGUAGGAAGACUGGAGCCCAGGUUAGUUGGAGCCACCAAGCGUUCGCUGUCAGGUGCAGUUCCCAGGCGAUUUGGACGAAGGUUCGCCGUGCCAUGGCGUCAGUGUGCGUGGCUGUCCGUGUUCGACCGUUGAACAAAAGAGAAAAGGAAAUGUCAGCGAAGGUGAUUAUUCACAUGAAGGGGAAGACCACAUCUGUAGACGGAAACAACAAGGACAUACAAAAAGGUAUUCCUGGCAUUGGCCUGACGGACCGAGGAAGACAUUCAUUCUCCUAUGAUUUCUCCUACGAUUCUACUGAUGUCAGAAGCCCCGACUUUGUUCCUCAGGAGAAGGUGUUUAAAGACUUGGGCUGUGAUGUCCUGAAGGCAGCGUUUGAAGGUUACAACGCCUGUGUGUUCGCCUAUGGACAAACCGGGUCAGGGAAGUCUUAUACCAUGAUAGGAAACCCAGGAGAUCUAGGUCUGAUUCCACGGAUCUGUGAUGGACUCUUCUGUCACAUAUCAGAGAUGGACCAGGUGGAUGGGGCCUCCUUCCGCAUAGAGAUCAGCUACCUGGAGAUUUAUAAUGAGCGUGCACAGGACCUCCUCACGACUAAGACGGACCCAGGGAGUGGGGCAGGACUCUACCUCAGAGAACACCCCAAGGAUGGGCCCUAUGUGGAGAACCUGUCGACGCGCCUGGUUCAGAACUACACUGAUAUUGAGGAGCUAAUGCAUGCUGGGAAUGCCAAACGCAUCACGGCGAACACGGGCAUGAAUGACGUUAGCUCUCACUCCAUCUUCACCGUCAUCAUCACACAGGUUCGUUUUGAUGCAGAGCUGCCAUGUGAGACGGUGAGUAAGAUCCACCUGGUAGACUUGGCAGGCAGUGAGAGGACUGGUGCCAGACUGAAUGAAGGAGCCAACAUCAACAAGUCCCUGGUCACUCUGGGUAGUGUCAUCUCUGCUCUGGCUGAUACAUGUGUGACUGGAGAAGGGAGCUCCCACACAGGGAUGAUGAUGAAGAAGCUGUUUAUCCCCUACAGAGACUCUCUUCUGACCUGGCUCCUGAAAAAUAACCUGGGGGGAAACGCCAAGACAAUCAUGAUAGCAACCAUUUCUCCUGCUGACGUGCACUACGGUGAGACACUGAGCACAUUGCGCUACGCUAACCAAGCUAAGAACAUCGUUGACUGUGGGCUUGUUGACGAGGACAGCAGCGUUAAAGUCAUCAGAGAACUGCAGGAGGAGAUCGGUAGACUGAGAGGACUGAUGGAGAAUAACAACCAGGAAUGCAGGACGCUGGUGGGUCGACACGAGGCGCCGUCCAAUCAGGAUAUCGGUGCUGUCAUCCAGCUGGGGAGAGGAACUAAGUUCUGUUUCAACCAUCCUAAAGUGACGGCCCAGCUCAGAGAGCAACGCAGGAGUGCCCUUCUCUCCAGUCUGUCCAUGGCGCACCGCUCCGAGCCCACAGAGAACCUGUCCAAGGAAAUGCUUUUCCAUUCCAGGAUGGAUAUGCUAGCUGCAGCAGGACUGACUGGAGACACGAGACAACAGAGGAGCUCUGUGCUCUCUUCUCCACUAAAGACCUGUACGAGAGGAGACGAAGGAGGAACAGAGGAAGGAACAGAGGAAGGAACAGAGGAAGGAACAGAGGAAGGAACGCACCACGCACACUUCCCGCUGGCCAGCAGCAGCAGCUCAACACAGACCCCUCGGUUUGACAAACACACUGCCUCUCUGUCCCAGACCGAACACACAGCCUCCCGGCUGGACAGGGACAGACACAGACGCAGCCAGGCGGUACGUGGCCUACCGCUAGCAGCAUUGGAGGGCCACUUCAGUCGUUGCAUGAUGAAUUCAUCCAAGACCACGGUGGAGGACUACGGAGACUAUUACAAGGAGGAGACACAGGCUGGGGCUAGGAGGGAGGAGGAGGUUGAUCAGGUUAGCAGGGUGUCUAGGGGUGAGGAGGCGCAGGAUGAGAGCCAGUUCUCUGCUUCCGGGCUGGGUGCUCUGGUUAGCAGAGUAUCCCAGAUCUCUGGGCUUGGGGGGAAGCAUGAGCUAGACUCUCUGGGGGAAGAGAGCUCUAUCUCUGGGAUGGGUUCUGUGGUCAGCAGUGAGGUGUCAGUGAGGUUCCCAGACACGUGGCGUCUCCUCAAAAGCUCCCUCCCGAGAGUCCUGCAGCAGUUCUGGGACAGUGCAGGAAUUCUGCAGCCUGGAGAUGGGGGAAUGGCUGGGAGUCUGCAACCUGGAGCUGUGGGAAGAGCCUGCUCCAGUUGGCCCAAUCAGGUUGUCUCAAUGGUGAGGGAGAGUCUGGUGCUGUCAGUGGUCAAAGACAGCCAGGUCUUCUCAUUGGUCAGAGAGAGUCACAUGUUCUAUGUUAAAGACAGUCAGGUGUUCUCUAUAGUCAGUGAGCUGCCAUUGGUGCAACAGAUGAGCACUGAGCUAACUCAUGACUUCAGGAGCAUUCCCAUAGAGCUAACUCAUGACUUCAGGACCAUUCCCAUUGAGCUAACUCAUGAUCUUCAGCAAGUGGAGUCAACUGGAAUACAGCAGAGAGCUAUUGACCUUAACACCGCACCAAAAAUGAACCUGCCCCUUCUUACAACCCACAAUACUGUCUUCAGCCCAGCACCAAGCCUGUACCCAGCCCAGAAUGCCACUGAGUUCCCACAUAGACAGAACACUGGUACAGAAGUGGAUUGGAGAACAGGGGAACAGAAUCCCAUCCGAGAACUGGAGUGGACUCCGGAAGGCAGACAGGAGGCUCCAUCUACGUCAGAGGUACAGAUUACAACCAAGGAGGAGCUGUGGUCACCAGAGGACCAGAUCAAGAUGGAGGAGGACCCACAGUGUGUCACCAAUGGCAGCAAGCCACAGUCCCCUCCAGAGCAGGGGGACAACGCCAGGUCUGCAGGUCCAGAGAAGAGCUCUGUUCCUGGGCAGGCGAAGCAGUGGACUGAGGGUUUCCAGGUAUAUUACCAGAGACUGGUGGAGUUCCCAGGGGCUCUGGUUCAACUCCAGUCCCUUCCCGUGUUCACCCUCCUGGGCUGUCUCCAGUCUGUUGUCCCCUCUGUCUUCACCUCGCAGAGACUCGUGGCUCUCUACUGGCUGGGCGUGGCCAACUGCAGCCAGCCCCACCCACACCCUUCUGUCGUCCUCUUAUUUGAGUCCUGCCUCUACGCCCUGAUCUUUGACCCUGACAUGUCCGAUCAGACCACGCCUCUGACAGUGUUCCACCACCUCCCCCUGCUGCAGAUCAAGGAGAUCCAGGUGGGUUUUGGCGGUCAGAGUCUUCGUCUCACAGCCUCCACUAAGGAGAGUGUCCUGACCCUCUACACCCACAGCCAGACCCUCACCCAGGCCCUCACCCAGACCCUGCUAGGUGUGUUGUCCCCUGGGGACCAGCGAGUGGCUCACCACCCCUUCCUGAAGGAAGAUCUGAUGGCGCUGUCUCUGGACUGGAAGGCCCAGGUACCUGACCUGCUGUUGGAUGCUGGGCUCAGGCUGUCUGGUCACUUCCACAAGACCCUAGCUGACCUGGUGUAUAUUCUGCACGGCAACAUGGACAGAGAGAAGCCUAGUCUGGGAGAGGUCAAACUGCUGCUCUACACUACCGUUGGUGUGACAACAACCCCUGACCCCAGACCUGACCCCUGGGCCCAGCUCUUCCUCACAGAGACACACCUGGGACUGGUGCAGGAGAAUGCCGUGUUCCACCCUGCUCCGCGCCACCUCCCCCUGCUGUCCCGACAAGCACAGUUCCAGGGGGUGUCCCUUCGGUGCCGCUCUGACAUCCGCUGUUUGAUCGUCGGAGAUUGGGCCGGGAGCCCCCCCGCUGUGGGGGAAGAUGGAGCUGGUGAUGAAGUCGUAGGUGGGGCAAUUAGACUGGACAUCAUCCUAUCUCGGAACCGGAGGACCAGGGGAGAGAGGUGGGACAGGCCUAAGGAACAGCCUGGAAGAAGUGCUGCUGCUGUGAGGACGGUAGGAAGGGUGGCUGAAGCUGCUAUCCUGUAUGCUGACUCUAAUUCAUGUCCUUCGCCGCAUCAGCAGGCUGAAGUGUGGAAAUUAAAUUUCAGCUGCUCGUCGGAGGCCGCCUGUCUGAUUAAUCACUUGUCAAAUGUCUCAAUGGUCACUGAUCAAGGACUGGACAGACCGUAAUGGAACUAUAGCUUAGACGGGACCGGACUGAACAGAAGAACUGGUACCUAACUCUCAUUGAGAGGAAGUCGAGGUGUAUGUUUUCUCAUUGAGAGGAAGUCGAGGUGGCAGUACAGUCCAUCUCAAAACAACAAGAUGGAGAAUGUUUCUACUUUGACACUACUAAAGGGCACUUUCCCCAAACACAGACUAAGAUGAGUCCAUGGACUUAUAAAAGCUUAAAAGACAAUCUCCUUGUACUUCAACGUUCAUCCAGGACUCGGGUUAAUCUGUGUCCAGGAAACAGGCCCGUAGAGUUACAUGAAUAUAUAUGAAUCUGUUUUGUUGUUCAACGGUUCCAUGCACUGAUUUCUAUGAAAUAUUCAUAUCCCAUUUUCCACAUCUUUCUGAAGGCCACUUUAUUUUUUGGUCUGCUGUUUUCCAUGUUGUGGUGGGUGUUUUUUUUUCAUUCACUGUUCCUGUUUUAGUUUACACUGUCGAGGGACCCCAGGACACUUCAUUAGAGAGAAUAUAGGCCAUUCUUUUUAAGGAUAGAUAUGCAAAGGGAACAAAUGGGGUAUGCCUUUUUAAGCAUAUUUGCACUUUUGACCACACAAGACAUGUGUUAUACCUCAAAUAUUUGAAAUGUUUGUUUUAUGGACAUAUGUAAACUUUAUUUUUUAUUACUUUAUGCCAAAUAAUAUUAUGCAAUCUAAUUAAUUAUAUUUGUGGAAUAUUUGAAUUACUUGGUAGUUUCAGACACUUGUGUGUUUAAAAAUACAUGUGUUAAAAUGGUCAUGUUUACAAUGCUGCAGGUGGAAAAUAUGUGUUUUUGUUUAGGUUUGUCAAGCAUUAAAAGUUAUACAACUUC